GAUCUUGGAAGUUUGACGCGAACAUUAAAUUGCGACUUUUUGUCAGAAAUUGUUUUAUUUCCAAGAUAAGUAUAAAUUAGAGUGCGUUUGCAGCGUGCCUAUUCCAUCGGGUCGCAAGAAAACGUGCUUUGAAUAGGCGACUUUUGAAAGGACUUCACAUUAACAUUCUGACAGUUUGCAGGAGUGCAUCUUUGUCAACCAAUUUGCGCAGCGAACUCAGUGACAUUCAUUGCAGCCCGUGCGCACAGCAGCAGUUGGAUUCUAAAGUCUUGAUAGGAAGGAAUUUUUCCCUCCAAGAGCAAUUCAUUGCAUUAGCUCAGCGGUCAUUUUUUUUCGCAUGAAUCUACUCGACCCCUUCCUGAAGAUGACAGACGAACAGGAGAAGUGUUUCUCUGACGCUCCAAGCCCCAGCAUGUCUGAGGAUUCGGUCGGCUCGCCGUGCCCGUCUGGCUCCGGUUCCGACACCGAGAAUACCAGGCCGUCCGAUAAUCAUCUCUUACUGGGUCCAGACGGCGUGCUCGGCGAGUUCAAGAAGGCUGACCAAGACAAGUUCCCUGUAUGUAUCAGAGAUGCGGUGUCUCAGGUGCUGAAGGGUUACGACUGGACCUUGGUGCCCAUGCCCGUCCGACUGAACGGCUCCAGCAAAAACAAGCCACAUGUCAAGAGACCCAUGAACGCGUUCAUGGUGUGGGCUCAAGCCGCCCGGAGGAAACUGGCGGACCAGUACCCACAUCUCCACAAUGCAGAACUCAGCAAAACCCUGGGGAAACUCUGGAGAUUACUCAACGAAGGCGAGAAGCGUCCGUUCGUAGAGGAGGCUGAACGCUUGAGGGUGCAGCAUAAGAAAGAUCACCCCGACUACAAGUACCAGCCCAGAAGGAGAAAAUCCGUGAAGAACGGGCAGAGCGAGCCAGAGGACGGCGAACAAACCCACAUCUCUUCCGGUGACAUCUUUAAAGCUCUCCAGCAAGCCGACUCGCCCGCGUCCAGCAUGGGAGAAGUGCAUUCUCCCAGUGAACAUUCAGCAGGCCAGUCCCAGGGCCCACCUACACCACCGACCACCCCCAAAACAGACCUGGCUGUGGGCAAGGCCGACCUGAAGCGUGAGGGCCGCCCCCUGCAAGAGGGCACGGGCCGCCAGCUCAACAUCGACUUCCGAGACGUGGAUAUCGGCGAGCUGAGCAGCGACGUCAUCUCCAACAUCGAAGCUUUCGAUGUCCAUGAGUUCGACCAGUACUUACCGCCCCACGGGCACCCCGGCAUGCCUGGCAUCAACGGCGCCCAGACGAGCUACACGGGCAGCUACCGCGGCAUCAGCUCUAACUCCAUUGGCCAGGUGGGUGCUGGAGGCCAUGGCUGGAUGUCCAAGCAGCAGCAGCAGCCCAUCUCCAUCCUGAGUGGAGGUGGAGGUACUGGGGGAGAGCAAGGCCAGAGCCAGGGGAGAACCACUCAGAUCAAGACGGAGCAGCUGAGCCCCAGUCACUACAGUGAGCAGCAGGGCUCCCCUCCCCAGCAUGUCACCUAUGGUUCAUUCAACCUGCAGCACUACAGUGCCUCAUCCUACCCCUCCAUUACCCGCACCCAGUAUGACUAUUCUGAUCACCAGGGCGGCGCCAACUCUUAUUAUAGCCAUGCAGGUGCCCAAGGCUCAGGGCUUUAUUCCUUCAGCAGCUAUAUGAGCCCCAGCCAGAGGCCCAUGUAUACCCCCAUCGCCGACCCCACCGGAGUGCCCUCGGUGCCCACCCAGACCCACAGUCCACAGCACUGGGAGCAGCAGCCUGUCUACACACAGCUCUCCAGGCCCUGAGAGUCCAGAAGUUAGAGGUCAGCCCUUAGCACAGACUGUCCCAUAAGAACCCAUCUCCUACCAGAGACUCUUAUCUCCCAGAAUCCUCAGGGGCCCACAGGCCUCUACGCCAACACACCCUCCACCGCCAAUAUAAAAACAUUCAAGAACUUUUUCAAAGUAAUGAACAUUUAUUAUCUUGGGAACAACGGCUCACGACAGUGCCUUUUUUAACGCUCGGAGUUGUGAUUAUAUUUUUAUAGGUAUAAUGUUAAAAGAAACUCCGUUUUGAAAAGAGGAAUCCUCCGUGAGGAUAUAUUUGUUAUAAAUAUUUUAGUAUGUACUGUGUAUGUGUUCUGAACUGUCUUUUGGUACUAUAUCUUUCGGGGGAUUUAUACGUUUAAUGAGGAAGAGAUGCUUUAGGUGAACAACGUCCUCCGCGGCCUUACUUCUCGCUCAUGUAUUUUUGUACAGGAGCAGGAAGUCAAAAGAAAAUAGUCCCCCUACUCACUGCCUGUCCUCUUUUAAUACAUUCUGCUUUGAUUCUCAUGUACAUAUCUUACUGUAAUUGUUUACGAGAUCUUAUAAGAACUGAGCAAAGUUGGUGUUUAAAUAGUUUAUGGCCGUGACUUAUUAUGUGACCAUGUCAUCAGUGAAUUAGACAAAUUAUCGCUAUUUUCUUGUUGCUGCGUUAGCAAUUAACACAUCAGCGCAAGUUAUUGUGUUGGGAAUGCUAAUAGCAUUAGAAAGUGCCAUAUAGUUACACCAGGGGCCUUACUGACUGUGUUGGUAGAUGUGACUGAGAAAUGCUUUGAAUUGCCUUCAUGCCGUUGGUGCCUGUUGAAGCGCAGUAGAGAGACUCUUUACAUUAGCGAUGCUAGCGCAGCAGUGUAGCCUAGAAACCACAGCUGAGUUCUCACUUCCUGUCUGUGGAGAGAUACAGGAAGUGGCCUUUGACCCCCAGCAGUCUCCCUUCCAGUUGUUGUUCCUCUGGCCUCUUAUUCCUUACAGUCUUAACAUCUAAUUUAUUCAUUAGCAAUUAAUUUUAUUUGAAAAGUAAUAACUAUUUUGCAUUUUAUUCCUUUUUAAUUCAGCAGCGACUAAUUGAGAUGAGAAAAUAUGAACUCUUCUGCAGAUGGGUUAGCUGUUUCCAUGUGGUACAGAUUGUUCUAAGCAUCUUUGUUUAUUUAUAAUUUGUAAAUGUUUUCAGUUGAAAUAGUUAUUUUGAUGAUCUAGUUGUGUACAGAUGAAUUGUGAUCAGACUUGAUCUGAAAUAUGGGAAAAAGAAAAAGCUGGGCGUUGUUUUAUUCUGACAGAUAUGGAUAUCAUGGUUAUUGGAGCUGUGGCUGCAGUGUGAAGAUGUCUAUCAUGGUUAUUGGAGCUGUGGCUGCAGUGUGAAGAUGUCUAUCAUGGUUAUUGGAGCUGUGGCUGCAGUGUGAAGAUGUCUAUCAUGGUUAUUGGAGCUGUGGCUGCAGUGUGAAGAUGUCUAUCAUGGUUAUUGGAGCUGUGGCUGCAGUGUGAAGAUGUCUAUCAUGGUUAUUGGAGCUGUGGCUGCAGUGUGAAGAUGUCUAUCAUGGUUAUUGGAGCUGUGGCUGCAGUGUGAAGAUGUCUAUCAUGGUUAUUGGAGUUGGAGCUGUGGCUGCAGUCUUUCUAUAGAAUCACCAGCAUACUUUUUUUGUUUUUGAAAAAAGUUGUGUUCUUUAUUCUCUAUUCCAUAUCUUCUCAUGUUGGCAUCUUUGUAAUUCAACUGAAUUCUUGUUUUCCUAGGUAAAACACGCCAUUGUCUUAAAAGAAGCUUAUCUUUUGUAUUAUAUUGUUUGCAAUAAAAGAAAACAUAUUGAAAAUAAA
Molecule: messenger RNA, 3634 nt
Organism: Oncorhynchus mykiss (rainbow trout)
Lineage: Eukaryota; Metazoa; Chordata; Actinopteri; Salmoniformes; Salmonidae
Source: RefSeq, a predicted model, not a curated record